AUGAACCACGAUCGACGCUAUGUUUGCCCGGACGACAUCUGCAAGUACGCUACUCCGGACCAAACGAACCUCAUUCGCCACAUCAAAAGAAAGCAUCCGCAGCUCGAGCUCAUCUACAAGCCGGCGGACUUGUUCCCGUACAGUUGUGAAGAAUGUGGCAGGCGCUACAGGAGUGCCGCCAGUCUCCCUUCCCAUCGCAGGAGCAAGCAUCCGGAGCUCCUGAAAGCAAAAGCACCGGAAAAAGAGCUUCCGCCAGUGAUCUGCCCCGGUUGCGAUGGGCGAUUCUAUUCGCACGAGAAGAUGGUGUCGCAUUAUGCCGAGAAGCAUGAGGAAGCGGCCGAAUUGUUCGACAUGUCCCUGGAAAACGAUAAGGCCUUCAUCCGUUGGCUGAAGGAGCUCGAGUUCGAGCUGAGCUGCAGCUUCUCCAUCCGCGACUCCAAUCCCAAGUGCCGGCGAUAUCGUUGUACGCGUGUCGGGUUGCGGAAGCCGAGCAAUAGAGACUUGGCUGAUUGCACGGCAUUUGUACAGGUUCGAUUCGACGACAUCGGACGGGCGUUAGUCCUUUUCUGUCGGCAUCAUUCCCACGAGUGCCCGCCGGAAGCACUGCGGCUCUACUCUUCGCUUAUGGAGGAUGAGGUGAUCAAGAUGGUGCAGAUGGGAAAAACCACCCGGGAAAUCCUGCAGCACUUCAAGAAUGGAUUUCCGAGCGGCGUCCCGGCCAGGCCAACCGUUUCGUACAAUCUGACGGCCAAGGAAAAGCGGCGGCGGGAAGGCCGAUUGGAAUAUUUGAUCCAGUGGAAAGUCGGAGACACGAACCCGAGCAACGCGACAUGGGAACCAGAAGAAAACGUCUCUUGCCCGGAAGCGAUUGCGAAUUACGAGCGACAACUAUUGAAAGUGAAAACGAUGAUCAAGGGCGAAGAGGAGCUGGCAAACGAGGCGGCCGAAGUGGAAAAGAUUCUCGGAUUGGCCGAGAAUUCGGGGGAACGAUAUUACUUGGUGAAAUUCACGAACAAGGCUUGCCGAUUGGUGCCGAUGGCCGAAGCGAAUACAAAGUGGCCGGCGCAAGUUAUCCAGUAUUACGACCAGAACCUCACUUUGGAAGAGAAA
Messenger RNA from Mesorhabditis spiculigera, 1110 nucleotides. Lineage: Eukaryota; Metazoa; Nematoda; Chromadorea; Rhabditida; Rhabditidae. The record is from the annotation of a GenBank genome assembly.